Messenger RNA from Drosophila gunungcola (fruit fly), 1446 nucleotides. RefSeq lists its product as uncharacterized. The coding region runs from base 22 to 1419 and encodes 465 amino acids. NCBI's taxonomy places the organism in Eukaryota, Metazoa, Arthropoda, Insecta, Diptera, Drosophilidae. The record is from RefSeq and is a predicted model, not a curated record. The transcript has a single exon.
GGACUCGUUCAAAAUUCAAACAUGUCUCGCCUGUCGGUGCUCAGCGGUUUCACUCGCAGUGUCUUCCGUUCCUCCAGGAACCAUAGAUAUUUACUGCGCUGCCAGUCUGACAAUUCGGAUGCACCCUUUAUCUCACAUCCGACGGACCAAACACAAAGUGGGCAGAAGGAAAUGGAAAAGACAAGGAGUGUGGAACACUCAAGUCACCUGUUUGUGUGGCCGGAUUUAAAGGACAAGAACUUGCAUAAAGUUGAAGAGUUCAAGGAUGACAGCGAUGACGACAUUACCGCCUCGUGGGGCUGGAAAAAUAACGAACUAGAUGUGGAGCAAUUGGCGGGUAUGCCCAGUCCCAGUCAUUCAGAAGAUCCGUACAUGCAGUUUGAGGAGGAACAAGAGGACGAUCAGCUGUUAUUCAGUGAAGAGGAUUUGCAAUUUGAAAGAACCCGCAGCCUGCGAGAACACUUGACCCAGGAACUCAACUCCCAAGAGCCCUUUACCAGUUUCGAACGCAGUUCUCUUAACACCGUGCGACAGAAUGUGGACUUUAUGAUGCAAGAGCUGAGUCAAAUUUCCCUUCUUUUAAACGCGCUCUAUUCGGAGAAAUCAGGUUCAUUAAACAACACAAUGGGUCAAGCUGAAAACGCCUUGGACACCAUUUACCCAGGACCGGAAAUGGCUUCAUGGUCCUUCAACCCAGCCCAAGUUAAUGAGAACCAAGUCAACCAACCCAAUAUGAACGAGAAUCUGGAUAAGGAGGAGGUAUUCGAUCAGUUGAUGGGUUUUGAGAUAACCAAUGCGGCGGCUGAUCAGUUUGGGUUGGAUGUUGUAGAGACUUCUGUGAUAACCAAAAAGCCUGAGGAUAUCGAAAGUUCUGUUAUAGCGAAUGAGGAGGGUGAGGAUAUCGCAAGUUCUUUGGAGACCAAUGAGUUGGAAAGUGUUGAAAGUUCCGAGCAAGCCAACGAAUUGGAAGGUAUCCAAGGUUCUAUUAUAACCAAUGAGUCCGAUGAUGUCGGGACAUUAGAUUCCAUAAUUACUAAAAUGGGACAAGAGUCCGCAGAAAGUGAAGGUCAAGAAUAUAGUCCCACUCAAACUACUGAAAGCUCACCCAAGACGGAUGAAGGACAGCAAACUGAGCCCAGUGAAACCAUCCACACCUACAGACCCUUCAAGACCAUCGAAGUCCCGUCCUCUAAGCCCACUAGUAGCCUGUGCUCCGAGUUAAAUGAAGAGCAGCCAUUUAACCGGGAAGCCCAAGCUGUCACGGGUUUUGAGGAUAACCCAGGCUACUCUGUUGCUGUCCAACUUACGGAACCCGAAUCCCGCCUACUGAUGCGCAUGGCUCUAAAGCAGGCUUUAAACGAUCUGGAAUCGGGUAAAAACAAAUACAAAGCCACCAUCCUGGAGUCAGAAACUGAGUGAAAUAGAACGACUAAAAUACAGACAUGA